Molecule: messenger RNA, 1956 nt
Organism: Hermetia illucens (black soldier fly)
Lineage: Eukaryota; Metazoa; Arthropoda; Insecta; Diptera; Stratiomyidae
Product: protein preli-like
Biological process (GO): phospholipid transport
Cellular component (GO): mitochondrial intermembrane space
Molecular function (GO): phosphatidic acid transfer activity
Source: RefSeq, a predicted model, not a curated record
GGUGCCAUGCCCUAGUGUCAACUGUCACUCGCCAUUGUUCGGACCCGGACGUUGUAGAUCGUUCGCGAGGUUGAUUUGUUUUUUAGUUUUCUCCGUAAUAAAGUUGUCCAAAAAAUCCCAAAUUUCAUAAUUCUCCCAUCGACUCAACCGGUUGCACGGGUGUCAAUUCCGAAUCUGCAGCAAACGUCUCCGCAGCCCAAAAUCCCUCUCCAAAUUCGUUGUGUCCGAUCCCUCUAAGAAAAUUUCCCGGUCGUGUUUUUCUGCUAUUUUUAUCGCCGGCGCCUCCGCGUUUCGUUGUAUCGUCAAAUUCACACGUUUCUAAUCUUCGAUAAGAGAUUUUGUGGCGAGUCAUUUGCUGGUGUUGAAGUGCUGACGGACUUUGUGCUUACGAAACUCGAGGAGUCGGCGUUUGUCGAAGGCACAGUGGCCGGUUGGAGUUUUCACUCGCGUUAACUUGGCAUUCCUCGUGUGUUGUGUGUUGAUGGAAAUCGACUAGUCGGAAAGAGGAUCCGUUCUCACGUUAGGCGAUUCCCGCAUCCUCGUCAUCCUAGUCACGCACGGAAUCCGUCUGUUCCGGAUAGGGGACGGGCCCUUCAUGGUGCUGCUGUGAAAUCGGAGACAGACGACCGCAAUGGCCACUUAUUACGAAAACACUCAAGUGUUCGACUUCAGCUGGAAGCAGGUUGUGCAGGCGUUUUGGAACAGAUACCCCAACCCGUCCAGCGCUCAUGUUUUAACAGAAGACACAAUCGAGCGAGAAGUUCGUGACGGCAAACUUUAUACAAGGAGACUCCUAUCAAAAACCAAUCAUGUUCCGAAAUGGGGCGAACGAUUCUAUAACUCAAAAUCUGUAAAAAUUCUUGAAGAUUCGGUGCUCGACCUGAAAAAACGAACACUCACAACUUAUACAAGAAAUAUUGGCUACAAACGAAUAAUGAGUGUUGAUGAAAAAGUUGAGUACAAAGAGAGAGAAGAUGGAAAGACUGUAGCCAUAAGAUCUGCUUGGAUAAGUUCACAAGUGUUUGGUUUCUCAAGGGCAAUCCGAGCAUUCGGUGUUGAACGUUUCAAGACCAAUUGCCAGAAAGCGACCAUAGGAUUCAAUCACGUCCUACUGAAGAUGUUUCCACAACAUUCCAUGGACAUUCAACACAGUCAAGCGAAAACCUCGACGUCCGUGAAAGAUGCUGCCAAAACCACUUACAAUAAAGUGAAAUCACAAGCGAGCAAAAUCUAUGAUGCAUAUUCCGUGAAAAAUUGAGACAACGAAGAAAGGCAAGGACGACAAUCAACCAAGGCACGGCCAUCGCAGCCAUAGGCAAACUAGGCUAGAAUCGUUCACCCUGUGAAAGACUAAAAACAUUCAAGAACAGUACAUAUGAGAUUCAACGGCGACCCAUUUGCUCCUUUUUCUUCACGAGUACCCUGAUCCUGACCAUCUGGAAGCUAAAAGUGUAUGAGGAAAAUCGUUGGAGCACUGCCUGCAUGCUCGAAUAAUUUGAUCCUGCCUGCACAACCACUGCACGUAAUCCGUCUUGAAUUUUAUUGUUACUGAAUGCAUCAAACUAGGGAAGUCGAUUGGUAAUGACGUACUUGCAAUACUUAGUGUUAUGAUAUUUUUACUCUAUAUCCAGCCGUGUUCCGACGCAUAUUUCGUGUAGUGAAGCGUUUUCCACAAGAAAUCGUCAGUGUAUAAUCUUUCAUUCCAAUUAAGUGAAGAAUGCAGUCCUUCUUUCUUUUCUAGUGAUGUAACUGCGAAAUAGUUUCAAAGAAUGUUUUUAGUCGGCUACAAGUAGCUAUUUGAGGUAGAGGUGUAAAAUGUAAUUUAAUAAUUAGAGCUUAUACUGUAAGAAUACAUAACACUAUUACUUCUCAACAAAAAGAAUGAAUUUGUAUAUUCAAAAUUUAUAUAUUUUUGUUUGAAUAAAUCUAAAAAUGUUAUGUUUAGUAGAACGGUAA